AUGUUGCACAAGUCCACGAACCCAUACAAGCCAUGCAUUCCUUUUUCGGGCCGACUUCGAGACGAGAAGCAAGAGAAGAAGUUCCGAGACCUCUAUGACAUGCUCUCGAAGGUCAAUGUCAACCUACCAUUCCUUGAUGUGAUCAAGAACAUGUCGUCCUAUGUCAAGUUCUUCAAGGACUUGGUCACUAAGAAGAGGCAAUUUGAAGAUGGAGAGAAGGUGGUGGUUUACGAAGUGGCGAGUGCUAUGCAGCAUGACUUGCCCAAGAAAGAACGUGAUCCUGGGGCGGCUAGGUCUCGGAGAUUUGAGACCAACUCGUAUGUGCCUCUAGCUCACCGACCACACGAUCCGAUAUCCCAAAAGGGUGGUAGAAGAUGUUCUUUUUGUGUGGGGAAGCUUAUUGUCCCGGUGGACUUUGUCGUGCUAGAUGUAGGGGACGUAAAAGAGAAUAUGAAGGAUCAUACCAUCCUCCUUGGCCGACCAUUCAUGGCCACCACUAACACUCUCAUUGAUGUCAAGAACGGGACAUUGAACAUGACGGUCCUGGGCGAGUCAGUAUCCAUUUUCUUUCAAGAAGCUACAUUCACAUCCUUGGUGAACUUUGUGGAGGAGUGUACCUUUGUUGAUGUAAUGGACCCGUUCGUUGGAGAGAUGACCAGAAGCAAAAGUCGAUCAUCAUCUUUGUCGAGCUUAAUCGGGAAGAGGAAAAAGAGCUCAUUGAAGUGCUCAAGAAGAAAAAAAAGCCAUCGGGUGGAGCUUUGGAGACAUCAAAGGCAUCAGUCCCUCCACGUGCAUUCACCAGAUCAUCUUAGAAGAAUGUGCCAAACCAUUUCGGGACAGCCAGCGGCGGAGCAACCCGAACGUGAUGGAAGUUGCGAAGAAGAAGACGGAUGUCGUUCGGCCUGUGCAAAUCCAACGGGGACUUUCCAACGGUGCAUGUUCUCCAUUUUCUCUGACAUGCUUGAGGAUUGCUUACAGAAGAGUCACUUUACGGUGAAAAGUGGAGUCGUGUUAGGGCAAGUAGUGUCUAGUCGGGGGAUAGAGAUUGAUAAAGCGAAGGUUGAUGUGAUUGAAAAACUUCUCCCUCCUAUGAAUGUAAAAGGAGUUAGAAUCUUUUUGGGUCAUGUUGGCUUUUACAGGAGAUUCACUAAAGAUUUUUCAAAAAUUAUCCAGCCUUUGUGUAACUUGCUUGCUAAUGAUGUGUCAUUUGUGUUUGAUGAUGCAUGUGUAGAUGCUUUUGAUAGAUUGAAGAAUAAUCUUAUGAGUGCACCUAUUGUUAUUGCUCCUGAUUGGUCUUUACCCUUUGAGAUCAUGUGUUGA
Striga asiatica is the source of this 1320-nucleotide messenger RNA. The record is from the annotation of a GenBank genome assembly. NCBI's taxonomy places the organism in Eukaryota, Viridiplantae, Streptophyta, Magnoliopsida, Lamiales, Orobanchaceae.